Penaeus vannamei (Pacific white shrimp) is the source of this 444-nucleotide messenger RNA. The record is from RefSeq and is a predicted model, not a curated record. NCBI's taxonomy places the organism in Eukaryota, Metazoa, Arthropoda, Malacostraca, Decapoda, Penaeidae.
AUGGCCGGGAAAGAGGUCACACUGUCAGGCUGGGGCAAAACCGAGACAGGCAGCCUCUCGUCCUCUCUACGAGAAUACGACACCGUGGGUUACAGCCUUCCCGACUGCAUCAGUUUCUACGGUUCUUGGAUGAGGCCGACGCAGAUGUGCACGGACGGAGCGCAGAGGAAACACACGUGUUCUGGUGACUCCGGUGGCCCGGUGAUGCGCAUAGAAAACGGGAAGGUAUUUCAGGUCGGCGUCAUCAGCUUCGGAGCGUCGGCGGACUGUAAGGAUCAAAGUCCCGACGGUCAAAUGGAAGUGGUGGAAACUCUGGUCGCCGUGGCUCUCGGGGUGUUGGCAGCUGUGUUCCUAGGGUCGUUGGCGGCACUGGCUCUCCUGUGCUACCGGAGGGCCAGCAGCACGAAGCAACAUCAGCUGUUUUCCAAUCCGGAUAUGAGGUGA